Procambarus clarkii (red swamp crayfish) is the source of this 1257-nucleotide messenger RNA. The record is from RefSeq and is a predicted model, not a curated record. Lineage: Eukaryota; Metazoa; Arthropoda; Malacostraca; Decapoda; Cambaridae.
AUGUUGCCGACUAGCAAGUGCCCCCAGUUGAUUGUCAAACUAUUUUACAGCACACGACUAGAUCACAGUGGUGCACUCCAUGCUGAAGCACAAGUUCAAACGCUGAUUUGUCUUGGAGUUUUGUCUUCAAAGAAACAGAAUUUGAGAAGACUGAUGGUUGCCCGACGAAACCAUGGGAGCUGCUACACAACCAUGGGAGCUGCUACACAACCAUGGGAGCUGCUACACUACCAUGGGAGCUGCUACACAACCAUGGGAGCUGCUACACUACCAUGGGAGCUGCUACACACCAUGGGAGCCAUGGGAGCUGCUACACUACCAUGGGAGCUGCUACACAACCAAGGGAGCUGCUACACUACCAUGGGAGCUGCUACACUACCAUGGGAGCUGCUACACUACCAUGGGAGCUGCUACACUACCAUGGGAGCUGCUACACAACCAUGGGAGCUGCUACACAACCAUGGGAGCUGCUACACAACCAUGGGAGCUGCUACACAACCAUGGGAGCUGCUACACAACCAUGGGAGCUGCUACACAACCAUGGGAGCUGCUACACAACCAUGGGAGCUGCUACACUACCAUGGGAGCUGCUACACAACCAUGGGAGCUGCUACACAACCAUGGGAGCUGCUACACAACCAUGGGAGCUGCUACACUACCAUGGGAGCUGCUACACAACCAUGGGAGCUGCUACACAACCAUGGGAGCUGCUACACAACCAUGGGAGCUGCUACACUACCAUGGGAGCUGCUACACAACCAUGGGAGCUGCUACACAACCAUGGGAGCUGCUACACUACCAUGGGAGCUGCUACACUACCAUGGUACACUACCAUGGGAGCUGGGGAGCUGCUACACUACCAUGAGAGCCAACCAUGGGAGCUGCUACACUACCAUGGAGCUGCUACACUACCAUGGGAGCUGCUACACAACCAUGGGAGCUGCUACACAACCAUGGGAGCUGCUACACUACCAUGGGAGCUGCUACACUACCAUGGGAGCUGCUACACAACCAUGGGAGCUGCUACACUACCAUGGGAGCUGCUACACAACCAUGGGAGCUGCUACACUACCAUGGGAGCUGCUACACUACCAUGGGAGCUGCUACACAACCAUGGGAGCUGCUACACAACCAUGGGAGCUGCUACACUACCAUGGGAGCUGCUACACUACCAUGGGAGCUGCUACACAACCAUGGGAGCUGCUACACUACCAUGAGAGCUGCUACACUACCAUGGGAGCUGCUACACUACCAUGA